Messenger RNA from Diaporthe citri, 846 nucleotides. RefSeq lists its product as uncharacterized. The record is from RefSeq and is a predicted model, not a curated record. NCBI's taxonomy places the organism in Eukaryota, Fungi, Ascomycota, Sordariomycetes, Diaporthales, Diaporthaceae. The transcript has 5 exons. Bases 1 to 846 code for a protein of 281 amino acids.
AUGAACCCACGCGACUCUGACGGCGGUACUGUUGCAUUUUCGCCAAUCGAAUACAACGACCAUGCCGGCUACCUCUGGAUCGUGACCAUCUUGGGAAUAAUAUACAGCAGCUUUUCAGGACUGGCUAGAGCUCGCAUCAAAAAGGGUAUCUACGGUGCUGAUGAUUACUUGAUUGGCCUCGCCACGCUAUUGCUCUAUGCCCAGUCAGCGGUAAUUUUUCAGGGGCUGAAGAAUGGUCUUGCCAAGUCAGAGGCAAUCACGUCGGAGGACCGAUGGCCUAUUGCUGGAAAGACAUUCUUAGCCUCCGAAAUACUCUCAAUAACAAUACUUUGUCUGGCCAAAUGUUCGGUUGCUUCCCUGGUCCGUCGAGUGUUCACGUUCGACAUCGACAAAACAUGGAUAACCUGCAUGGGGGUUUUGACCUUCAGCGCUGUCUGGGGUCUUGGAUCUGUGGUCGGACUCGCGGUUAAUUGUGACUCCGGAACGACACUGACGACCUCGCAUCCUCGCUAUUGUCCGGAACAGUUCCUCCGCUGGCAGAUCAUAACAGCGUUUGACAUCAUCACGGAAAUACUCAUCUGCUUCUUACCAGUCGUCUUCGUAUGGUCCAACACCAUGUCGCUCUGCCUAAAGUUCCAAGUCUUCCUUGCUUUUGCGUUCCGCCUGCCGUUGAUCGCCUUGUCCGUGGCCCACCUCAGCCUGUUCGAGCAAUACAUCAAAUCAGCUUCGCCACUAUUCGAGAUUUCCGGCAGUCUCCUCUUACAGCAAGUCACGCUGACCUACUCACUCAUCUCCGCGACAAUACCGAAUCUCAAGAGCUUUAUGAAGUCGCAGGCGGAGAAAUAA